UACUUAUUGUAGGUGGUUUGGCAACAACAGGUGUCAGCAUGUCAGUGUGAUGCUGAGGUGAAGAUAUUUGACGUGUUUUUGUUGUGUAGCAGAUCUUUAGUUAGGUUUGUAAAUUUCACUAGAUCAGCAUUUGAGCAUUUUGUCCAGUUGUGUUCCGACUGACUUUCACACUCAAGAGAGAAACUGCAGAGUUCACAUUUAAAAGGUUAUGGGAUUGGUAACCUGCUGCAUGGUGAACAUGACUAACCAAUCAGCUCUCCUGAAACUGGCCUUGCUGCUGCUGCUUGCGUAUGGCACAGAUGCAAGGAUGCAAAUCGUUUCCCCUAAACAAGAUGUGCUGGUGGGAGAAGAGAUCUUAUUGCUGUGUAAAGCUGGAGGAGAGGGAACUAUAACGUGGCAGAAGGAUGAGGAAGACAUUGAUGAUGAAGAAAAGGUGUCAGGGAUAGAUGAGACCUCCUCUAAACUGAGCAUUAAGAAGGCCACAAUGAAUGAUGCGGGCAAGUAUAGCUGUCUGUGUGACUUCGACAACGGACACCAGGACAAGAUUGACGUACAGCUGUAUAUUUAUGAGGGACCAUCGUUUGGAAGCAAGAAAACCUACCAUGAGUUUCUGGAGGGCACAGAUGGGAUGGUGCCAUGCCUGGUGACUGGCAAGCCAGAGGUGGAUGUUCACUGGCUUAGAGGCAACCAAAACAUCCCUUCUGAUGGUAGGACCAACACCCAGGGCCUUAUGGGAGUAGUGAGGACAAAGUGUGAUUAAUGUGUCAAUGACAGCAUCCUGGGGAGUUUUCUGGCGACUCUUAGACUUUGUCAAAUGAAAACAUCAGAGACACAUGGUUCAAAUGUUAAUAUUAGAUGGACACAGACAUUCAGGCAGGCGUC
Messenger RNA from Seriola aureovittata, 882 nucleotides. Its product is annotated as neogenin-like. Gene Ontology annotation, molecular function: axon guidance receptor activity. The coding region runs from base 209 to 760 and encodes 183 amino acids. NCBI's taxonomy places the organism in Eukaryota, Metazoa, Chordata, Actinopteri, Carangiformes, Carangidae. Gene Ontology annotation, biological process: synapse organization; homophilic cell-cell adhesion. Gene Ontology annotation, cellular component: axon; neuronal cell body; plasma membrane. The transcript is spliced from 4 exons. The record is from RefSeq and is a predicted model, not a curated record.